AUGGCUGCUCCUUCCAAGUACGAUAACUACGAUUUCCCGACCACAGCGCCGGAGGCUCAGUCUGGCCAUCCCGGCCACACCACCCCAGAGCAAGAUGCGAAGGUGGAACAGCUCCGGAGCGAGCUGGAGCAGCUUGGCUACACUGAGAGACUGGACACUUUGACUCUGCUGCGCUUCUUGAGAGCCCGCAAGUUCGAUGUCGCCCUCGCCAAAGCUAUGUUCAUUGACAGCGAGAAGUGGCGGAAAGAGUUCGGGACCGAUGACCUGGUCCGCACUUUUGACUAUACCGAGAAGCCUCAGGUCUUCGAGUAUUACCCUCAGUACUAUCACAAGACGGAUAAGGAUGGCCGGCCCGUUUACAUUGAAAAGCUUGGCAAGAUCGAUCUCACUGCCUUGAACAAGAUCACCACCGAAGACCGUAUGCUUCAGAACCUCGUGACUGAGUAUGAGAAGCUCGCCGAUCCCCGCCUGCCCGCCUGCUCGCGCAAGGCCGGCAAGCUCCUGGAGACCUGCUGCACUAUCAUGGACCUCAAGGGCGUCGGAAUCACCAGCGCCCCAUCCGUGUACGGCUACCUCAGCAAGGCGUCUGGUGUCUCCCAGAACUACUACCCCGAGCGUCUGGGUAAGCUCUAUCUGAUCAACGCUCCCUGGGGAUUCAGCGGCGUGUUCAGCUUCGUGAAGAAGUUCCUCGACCCCGUUACCGUCAACAAGAUCCACAUUCUGGGCAGCAACUACAAGAAGGAGCUGUUGGAACAGGUCCCUGCCGAGAAUCUCCCUGAAGAGUUCGGAGGUUCUUGCAAGUGCAGCGGCGGCUGCGAGUUCAGUGAUAUGGGACCUUGGCAGGAGCCUGAGUGGGCCAGGCCCCCCAAGUGGGCUGCCCCCAAGGAGGAACAGGCUGUGGCCAAGACCGAGGAGCCGGUUGCUGAGGUUCCCCAGCCUAGCGCAUAG
Messenger RNA from Aspergillus aculeatus ATCC 16872, 948 nucleotides. RefSeq names its product SEC14 family lipid-binding protein. The record is from RefSeq and is a predicted model, not a curated record. NCBI's taxonomy places the organism in Eukaryota, Fungi, Ascomycota, Eurotiomycetes, Eurotiales, Aspergillaceae. Bases 1 to 948 code for a protein of 315 amino acids. The transcript has 3 exons.